This is a messenger RNA of Zophobas morio, 2023 nucleotides long. RefSeq names its product BTB/POZ domain-containing protein 9-like. Gene Ontology annotation, molecular function: protein binding. Gene Ontology annotation, cellular component: cytoplasm. Bases 220 to 1917 code for a protein of 565 amino acids. The transcript has 11 exons. The record is from RefSeq and is a predicted model, not a curated record. Gene Ontology annotation, biological process: circadian behavior; adult locomotory behavior; modulation of chemical synaptic transmission. NCBI's taxonomy places the organism in Eukaryota, Metazoa, Arthropoda, Insecta, Coleoptera, Tenebrionidae.
UCGAAACAGGUUAAGUCGGUGUUUUGAGGCAAAUAUAAAGAUUUUAUUAACAUUUGUAACAAAAAACGUGUUUAUUAUUGUGGAGGUUUUAAAAGAAGCAUAAUUGCAAGUGUUUUACACGCGUACAUGAAGUAUUAUGAGCUGGUUUUCGGUUUUUACAUAUUGUGAGGUUAUAAAUUUGUACAAAUUCGCUUAUUUUGCAAAUUCUUGACAAAGUUGAUGCCAGUCAACAUGACCACGAAUGCAAGUUCGUUGAAAUUAAGUCGAGAUAUUUCUUUACUUUAUUUAAACGAAAGAUACUCAGAUGUCACGUUAAUUGUUAACGAUGAACGAUUGUAUGCACACAAGAUGAUACUUGCGGUGCGAAGUGAGUAUUUUGAAGCACUUUUUUAUGGAGGAAUGCAAGAGUCUUUGCAGACCGAAAUUCAUCUUAGCGACGUAUCAUCAAACACAGCAUUUAAAUUGUUACUAAAAUACAUCUACGGUGCAUGCAUACCAGAGGUGACCUCAGCAAACACAGACCUCAAUCUAGAGGUGUUGAUUUUAGCACAAAAAUAUUGUAUGCUUGAUCUACAGGAUGGCAUACUUGAACAACUGAAAACAGUAAUAAAUCUAGACAAUAUUUGUUCUAUUUUGAAUGUGUCUAAUCAGUACAGUUUUAUGGAAAUACGAGAUACGUGCCACCAUUUUGUAGAAAGCAAGCCCCUGGAAUUUUUACGAGUUACUAAUUUUAAGGAUUUGUCAAAGGAUUCACUUAGCGGUGUUUUAAAAAGGAGCACUUUUUAUGCACCCGAAAUAGAAAUAUUCAAUGCCGUGGUACAGUGGUGUCAAAAGAACAAGUUUGUAGACGAUGAGGGUCGAUUAGAUGAAUCUGUUUUACGAUGUGUUCGCUUGUCGUGGAUAGAACCGCACAAUCUUAUGUCAGUCGUGUGGCCCACCGGAUUGGUAAACAAUGAGUAUCUGCUUAAAUCGAUUGCUGAAAGUAUGGGAGUUAAACAAAAAGAAGUAUCCAGUAGGGGAAUUCGCAUAUUGAACAAAAAUGUCGCCACUCCGGCAGACAAAGCAGAAGUGCUUUCAAAUAAAGACUCUUGCAUUUUGGAAGGCCCAUUCAGAGAUUUAGAUCUUUGUGAAAGGGUGAAGAUUAGAAAUAAGAAGGGUGUAAUUAUAAAAUUAGGGGUUCCCACGUUCAUUAACUAUAUUGGUUUGAUGCUAUAUAGUAAACACGAUGAAUGCUACUGCUACUACAUUGAAGUUUCCGUGGACCGCCAAAAUUGGAAAAGGAUAAUUGAUUAUUCCCAAUAUGUGUGUAGGGGCGUUCAGUACUUAUAUUUCGAUGAGGUGGUUGCACUUUAUAUUAGGGUAAUGGGAACAUACAGUUCAGUGGAUGAAAUUCGGAUAAUGGGGUUUAGAGCAAGUUAUAAAACAUCCUGUCCACAGUCAGUAAACGGUAUCACCCGCCCAGUGCACAACAUCGUUACCAAAAAAAUGGGAGCACUUAUUAUUUCAGGAAUGAAUGGGGACAAUUUGAUAUACAACGUCAAAAGAGGCAGUCUUAAUGCUAGUUUCGCUUAUCACUGGAUACAUACUGACACUGAAAUUAGGAAUAUCACAGUGCAAUUUAAUCAACCGUACCUAGUGUCAAAUAUCUUAUUAUUAUUAUGUCAUGAGAACAACAGGACUUACAAAUAUUAUAUCGAAACUUCGGUUAACACCCGAGACUGGGAAAUGUUAGCAGAUUACAGAAACGAAGUCAACGUUCAACCGACAAUUUCGUUUGAAGAAAGGGUAGUCGUUUUUAUUCGUUUUGUGGGAACUUUAACGUCGGCAAAUGAUAAUGAAUUUCGAAUCUGUCUUUUCGUGUGCCCAGCCAUAUCUUCUGAUAUUACAAAUUUGAGUCAAAGUAGUAUACAAGAGUAACAGAAAAAGCAUGUUUUUAAUAUUUUAUACAUUAUGGAUUUAUACUUACUAGAAAUAUAUUUUAAUUAUAAAUUUUACCCAUACUUGAAAUAAAGUCUUGCUUUUA